ACGACUACGACAGGAAAACGAAAUAAACAUUUAACAGAGGUUGUUUCUAUAACUAUUUAGCACUAUGGAUGAUGAAAAAAUCAGUGUUGAUUAUUAUGAAGUACUAGAAUGUAACAGAUGUGCAAGUACUGAAGAGUUAAAGAAAAAUUAUCAACGUUUGGUGUUAACUUUGCACCCAGACAAACGCGUGGAGAAUAAGGAAGGUGCAUCAUUUUUACUCCUACAGAAAGCAUGGUCUGUAUUAAGAGAUCCUGUUUUGCGGAAGCAAUAUGAUGCUGAACUUGUUUGUAAAGAAAAUUCAGAUUUUUUAAUAUAUGAAACCAUAAAUAUGAAGGAUAUGAAAUUCAUUUUAGAUGAAUGUAUUUAUGUAUAUAGUUGUAGAUGUGGUGGCACCUAUGUAUUAGAGGCCUCUGAAACCCAACAGUCAACUGUUAUUAUUGGAUGUGAUGAAUGCUCUUUUUCUAUAAAAAUUUGUUUAUGACAUGCCUACUUAAUUAGUUAAAUAGUAAUGUGUGUAGCAAUUUAAAAAAUACUGUGAUAUUAAGACAUUUAUCUUAAUGUUUAUGUGCAGUCAGUUAGAACAAUUUAUAAUAUUAAAAGAACAUUAAACACUGCUUGCUAUGGUGGAUUGACUUGUUAUUGCAUAUAAAAAUUAUGCUCUAUUUGAUGACCUCCUUAGCCAAAUGGUUUGUAAGCCGGUUUCAAGGUUUCGCCAUCUCUGAGAUCUCGGGUUCGAUUACCGGUUGGGUCAAUGUAGAAAAUGCACUUUACGUCUCAAGGUGUUGUGGUAUCUUCAUUGUCUCAGAUACUCCAUAAUACAGGAGCUUUAGCUACUCAUCUUUAAAUCCGAGCAAUGUAUGUGACAUUGUUUAAUAUAUAUUUAUAUAUAUAUAUAAUAUAUAUAGUAUAAUAUUAUGUGUAUAUAUUAAACAACAUCACAUACAUUGCUAUAUACAAAAUAAAUAUUAAACUACAUUACUACGUCUUUGCUUUCCAGCGUCAAUAUAUUGACACAAACACAUAGUAACCUGCAAAACCAAAUUGGAUAUCAAGACUGGAAAAUCUUUAUAUUUUUCCAAGAAAAAAUAUCUUCUUUCCAUAUAAAUUGACUAAGGAACACCUUAUUUGUUACCAUGGACGUUUAUAGCAAUUAUUUAUAUAAAAAAAUAAAAGUAUUUCUGCUCUAAAACAAAACUUUGGUUUUGGGGGUUACUACGUGUUUCCUUUCCAGCGUCAAUAUAAAGUCUAAAUUUGUGUAUUACCAGAUUAGAAAAAGGUGUGACCCAACUUCAGUACAUGAAUUCUUAUCAUAUUGUUUUAAUCUUACAUCUACAUUCCUGGGGACUGUUGAGUUGUGUUUUGAUACCUGCA
This is a messenger RNA of Diatraea saccharalis (sugarcane borer), 1371 nucleotides long. The record is from the annotation of a GenBank genome assembly. NCBI's taxonomy places the organism in Eukaryota, Metazoa, Arthropoda, Insecta, Lepidoptera, Crambidae.